Molecule: messenger RNA, 1755 nt
Organism: Penicillium diatomitis
Lineage: Eukaryota; Fungi; Ascomycota; Eurotiomycetes; Eurotiales; Aspergillaceae
Product: putative tannase
Exons: 1
Coding region: 1-1755 (584 amino acids)
Source: RefSeq, a predicted model, not a curated record
AUGCGGUUUCAUGCGGCUUCGUGGCCGUCCAUUUUGGCCGUCUCUGCCUCGGCUGGCACAGUCGCCGCUGCCUCCCUUGACGAAGUCUGCACGGUCAACUACAUCAAGUCAAAACUUCCGGGCUCUCAAUUCAUUCAGGGCAUUACUCUCGACUCCUCAUCUGUCAUUGCAAACAUCGUCCGUAAUGCGUCUGUGGGUCCCACAGAAUCUUUCUAUCCAGCAGCGACCUUCUCCUACUGCAACUUGACGCUGGCGUACUCGCAUGAUGCGCGCGCUGGUGACCGAGUCCUCGUUCAGUAUUGGCUUCCCGAGCCAGCUCAGUUUCAGAAUCGCUAUCUCUCUUCGGGUGGUGGUGGAUACGCUAUCAACUCCGGAACCCAGUCUCUACCUGGUGGUGUCAUGUAUGGAGCUGUGGCUGGUCGAACCGAUGGUGGAUUUGGAGGCUUCUCGGUUCAGGCCGAUGCUGCAAUGCUUCUGGCCAACGGGACGCUGGACUAUGAGACCCUGUACAUGUUUGGAUACAAAGCCCAAUGGGAGCUUAGUCAGAUUGGAAAACAGCUUACUCGAAAGUUUUUCGACAUGAAGGACGGCACCAAGCUUUAUUCCUACUAUCAGGGUUGCUCCGAGGGUGGCCGUGAAGGCUGGAGUCAGAUUCAGCGCUUCGGUGACGAAUGGGAUGGUGCCGCAAUCGGUGCUCCUGCCUUUCGCUGGUCGUUUCAACAGACUCAACAUCUGUACUCCAACAUUGUGACGCAGACCCUGGGCUACUAUCCACCUCCUUGCGAAAUGGACAAGAUCGUCAACGAGACGAUCUCCGCUUGUGAUGUCUUGGACGGAUUGAAAGAUGGGGUUGUCUCACGAUCUGAUCUGUGUCAACUACACUUUGAUUUGUCCAGCGUGGUUGGCAAACCCUACUAUUGCCCUGCUUCAGCGGGUGGAUUUAGUUUCGGGAUGCCCACAGCUCCUACUCCGGCGCAGAAUGGGACGGUCAGUGAAGAGGCAGUGGAAGUCGCCAGGGAGGUGAUUCGAGGCCUGCGAGACUCGCAAGGCCGACAGGUGUAUCUGUCCUACCAGACCGGCGCCACCUUUGCAGAUGUCAACACUGAAUACAACUCGUCCAGUGACAAGUGGGAGCUCUCGGUCAACGGACUGGGUGCAGAGUUUAUCGCUCUCCUACUUGACAAGAAUGGCACAGAUCUAUCCAACCUCGACGGAGUGACCUACGACACCCUCAAGAACUGGAUGAUUGGCGGUAUGCAAGAGUAUUACUCCACUCUACAGACAACAUGGCCAGACCUUACUCCCUUUCACCAAGCUGGGGGCAAAGUGAUCCACUUUCACGGCGAGGCCGACAAUAGCAUUCCCACCGCCUCAUCAGUUCGGUACUGGGAAUCUGUGCGAAACAUCAUGUACCCUCAUUUGUCUUACAAGGACGGUGCCAAUGCUCUCAACGACUGGUACCAGCUGUAUCUAGUUCCGGGCGCGGCUCAUUGCGCAACCAACCCGCUCAUGCCCAACGGACCGUUCCCGCAGACAAAUCUGCAGGUGCUGAUCGACUGGGUUGAAAAGGACGUCAAACCGGUCACGCUCAAUGCGACUGUGUUGCAGGGAGAUCAUCUCGGUGAAAAUCGGCAAAUCUGCGCCUGGCCUUUACGUCCACUUUGGAAGCACGGGAACCUGCAAUGUGAGUAUGACCAGAAGUCGAUUGAUACUUGGCAUUAUGAUUUGAAAGGCGUUCCAAUGCCUGUAUACUAG